AUGAAGUCCAUCCUGUUGCUUGCAUUGCUAUGUUUGGCCUCAUUCCGACCAGAAGUAUUUGCCUGGGGUUCAAGCAAUCACCGAAUAAGAUCUGCGCCGUUGCGACGUACGAAGACUUUGUCGAAUCAUCAUCGUGCGUCCCGUACAUCCUUCUCUUCCUGCACUCAAAUCAAACUCAAAUUCAUAGACUCAUCGGACGAGGAAAGUGCCCCAAGACUGAUCCUGUCUCCCGAAGAAGAUGAUGCUAUUCGCUCAGUUGCCAAAAGUCUGAGUAGUGAUGACACGUACGGCGUUGGAUGGUUUGAUCGUCCAGAAGCGUGGGCUACUGCGAAACAAGACUUUCCAGUGCUUCAGCCAUAUGAGGAUGCAGAUCUGAGAGACGCAUAUCUCAAGCAAAAGCCUAAAAUUUUGGUGGUAUUUACAGAUACUCCGUUGGGGCCAUUCCUUUUUAUCAAUCUUAUUGUGAAGUUUUCUGGAUUUACAUGGUGUGACACCCCUUUUGGUCAAGCAAGUGCUUGUCUUUCAAAAUAA
Cylindrotheca closterium is the source of this 531-nucleotide messenger RNA. The record is from the annotation of a GenBank genome assembly. Lineage: Eukaryota; Bacillariophyta; Bacillariophyceae; Bacillariales; Bacillariaceae.